UUGGGUUUUUGGAUGUUAUCGGGUGUCGGGGAAGACUGAGGGAAAUCAGUGGUUAUUUUUAUUUUGCAACUGCGUGUUUUCCUCCCCGUUACGCGUAUCGCGCAAGUAGAGGAUGAAAAUUUCGAUAAAAAGGUGGCAGAAAGUUUAUAGUUUAUGGUUUUAAUUAAAGUGUGCAUAUUUACGAAGAAACUUUUCCUGUUUUAUUUCGUGAAUGAUCGGCUGAGAAAUUGUGCUGCAAUUUUAUGCCCAAUCUAGUAUUUAUCGGUGGAGAAUCAACAGUUGAGAGAAGCCUGCAAAAUGUCGUACCGAAUUCUUCGCAAGCUGCAGGGAAACGAGCUCGAGAUUAAAGAGCAGAUCGAUGAGGUUUCAGAUGGGGCCGAUGCUGACUCGAUAGAGACCAACAGCAUCGGUAGUCAGAGUCGUAAUAAGAUCAAUAUCAAUCGGUUUGAUCUGUUAAACCAACAGCAGUCACUUUCGGAAAGUGAAGUCAAGGAGGAUGACAAUGACGAAACUGAACGCGACGGAGCCGGCGGAACGCAAAAUAGCAAUCUUGUAGAGUCUAAGAAGAAGAAGAAAAAGAAGAAGAAGCGUACCGGCAAAUACGUGGCUAGUUCGGCUCGGCGAAGCAGCGAAGACAACGCGGAUGCUGAAGACGAUUUCACGAAAACCGUCAAAGAGGUGGAUAAAUUGUUUGCUGAUCGAUAUGGAAAAUCUGAAAACAGUCCGGCUGCGGCAAACAACCUCAGUCAUGCAGGUACAACAGGAUCUGGGUCGACGAGAGCGCUACUGACGAUCCAGCAUAAGAACCUCAAUCCGCAGUAUGAAAUGAAGCGGAUGUUUGGAAGCAAAGUCGUGGCUGAUCAACAAAACAAAAGACGGAAUAAUCGCGGUACUCAGCGUAUUUUGAAAUCUACGUAUUUGGUUAAUCCCAAAGAUAAUUGGCCUCCGGUUGGUAAGUCGGGAAUCUAUAUGAAUUUGGUACAAGCUCCGGAGCAGCAAGCUGGCAGUACUGGGUUAAACAAUUCAAGAGGAACGUCGGAUAAAAGUAUAAUUUAUUUCGCUUUCGAGCACAGUCCAUCAUAUCGCCAAAUUCAGCAAAAGUUUUUAAAUGCAGUUGAAAGCAUGGACUCGGAUAACAUUAUCAAAAUUAUUAAUCAGCAUCCUUAUCAUGUGGAUUCCUUGAUUCAGCUGAGUGAGUUGUGCAAAAUGUCCGAAGACCACGCCAUGGCGUCAGAGUUGAUCGAACAUGCACUGCUCCCGUUAGAAUCCUCGUUCCAUACAAUGUUUAGUUUGACUCAGGGAAACUGUCGAUUGGAUUAUCGUCGUCAAGAGAAUCGAGCCUUGUUCAUCACACUGUUCAAGCACUCCCAGUAUCUGGAAUCCCGUGCAUGCUCUCGAACCGCACUAGAGGUGGCCAAAUUGAUUCUGUCCUUCGAUCCGAUAAACGACCCUCUAGCGAUCAUUCUGAUAAUCGAUUAUUAUGCGAUUCGUGCCAAGCAGUAUGAAUGGCUAGUUCAGUUGUACGAGGAGUGGGAAGUGACGAAUAAUCUGUCACAGUUGCCAAACAUGGCAUACUCGUACGCGUUGGCACUGUUCCAUCUGAAGCAGACGGAAGCGGCCGAUCGUGCGUUGCAAUACGCGUUGCUGAUGUUCCCUGCGGUGCUGCGAAUGCUGCUGGAAGAGCUCUCCAUUCAGUCGGAUUCGCGCGUCAACAGUCACAGCUAUUUUGCGGCCUACUCUUACGAUAAAGCUACCGUUGCCCUGCAACAGCUCAUUUCAAUGUACGUCUGCCGGUCGAAGCUGAUCUGGAGAGAUACCGAACUUUUACCGUGGUUGGAGCGGAACGUUGGCGUCGUACUGGAUCGGGUGGAUGCUAAGGAUGAAGUUGUGGCCGAAUAUACCGCCAAGCGGAAUCAGAGGUACAUGAAUCCACCUCGCGCAAUAUUGCGGCACAUUGUAUUGUCAGAUUUCAAAGAGAAAGUACCUUUGGCACAAUUUAUAAAAAAAGAAACGGAGCCAGUUUUGAUGUACGACCCACUGCCUCCACUGGAUUCGAUCAACAUUUACAAUAGGCCCAGCAUAAGUCCCACAACUCGUAACGUGAUAAAUGCAUCACCAUUCUCCAUGUUUUUCCAAUCGCUACUACCGAGUUUCAGUCUGCAGCAGCAACAGCAGCCAGGGCAGCUGCCAAUCCGUAACCGAGAGCUAGGAGAAGGUCCUGCAGGUGCUCUAGCGGCAGCUGGAGCAGGUGGUGGCGAGGGCGCGAUUGCAGGUCUUCAAGCGUACACGAACUCGCUCAAUUCGAUCGUCGAUGCCAUGCGGGACUUCUUGUCGGAUAUCCGCGUGCUAGAGCGACCGAACGAUGCCGACGUGGAUGAUGACGAGAGCACGGAUGAGAACGAGCAGAACAACUAUCUGACGUAAAUUGUUGUGUUGGCUAACUAUAACUUUUAUGUUUCUAGAGCUACUUUUUUUUUUCAAAAUUUAGAAGCUAAAAAAGUGUACAUGUGAUUUCGAAAUUUGAUGAAGUCAAAUUUUUAAAAAGCAGGAUAAGUUUUUUCGCCCAUUUAUUUUGAUAUGAAAUUAUUGUUUGUUAGUUUUAGUCUCAGAAAGGAUGAUAUAUCAUUGUUGAUUUGGAACGCCAUUAAAUAACAGAAAAAAAACUAGGAAAUCAUUUUUUAUAAACUAAUAUGUUUAAAAAAAAAAGGUUGAAAUGUUAAUUCUCUCUGCACAUGAAAAAAAAUCACCAUUUGUCGAUUCAUGACCGGUAAUGGUCAACACUACCGCUUAUUAUGUAUAACCAAUGGCUAAAAAUAUGUAAUAUGUAACAUAAUCAAGUCAGGUUCUGUGUAUUGUGCACUGAAAUGAGUUUAAGGAUAAAAUUUCCAAAUUAUAUUAAAGAAUAUUAAAAAAUCAAAAAAAAUCAGAAUAAAGCUUUUUCAAAUGUUCAUUGCAUUACACGCGAUCAAACAGUUUGGAUCGUAUUUAUCAAAAAGGAAAAAAAAUCAAAUCAGUUGAUGGUAUAUAUAUUUACAUACUCUUCAUGGCGAAAUCAAGCAGCCACAAGUAUAUUGUCUGAACGUAAAAGUUAUAAAAAAAUAUAGACGUUUUUUUUUAGCUUCAUUAGUACUUGCUCCAGUAUAGAACAAAGCAUAAUCCGUAUUUACCAAAAUGAUUCAGCACACAGAUGGUAAUGUUUAAUCUUUACCGAAAGAUGGCAAAAUAAUCUUAUCAAUAUUUUGAGAUAUAAGAACAAUAAAUUCAAUCAAUUCGUGAA
Molecule: messenger RNA, 3277 nt
Organism: Wyeomyia smithii (pitcher-plant mosquito)
Lineage: Eukaryota; Metazoa; Arthropoda; Insecta; Diptera; Culicidae
Gene: Nulp1
Product: transcription factor 25
Exons: 5
Coding region: 298-2424 (708 amino acids)
Cellular component (GO): RQC complex
Source: RefSeq, a predicted model, not a curated record